Molecule: messenger RNA, 2939 nt
Organism: Castor canadensis (American beaver)
Lineage: Eukaryota; Metazoa; Chordata; Mammalia; Rodentia; Castoridae
Source: RefSeq, a predicted model, not a curated record
UCCUUAUAGGAAUCAGUGUCAUUCAGGGAUGUGACUAUAGAUUUCAGCAGAGAGGAAUGGCAGCACCUGGACCCUGCUCAGAGAAACCUCUACCGGGAUGUGAUGCAAGAGACCUACAGACACCUGCUCUCAGUAGGGUACCAAGUUCCCAAGCCAGAGGUUUUCAUGCCAGAACAAGAAAAGGAGCCAUGGGCAUUGCAGGGUGAGAGCCUACGUCAGAGCUGUCCAGAGUUGCGACAUAUUGGUUACCAGAAAGAGAUCUACCAGCACACAGAAGAUAAACCAUUAAGUAACAUUGCUUUCAUCAAGAAUAGCUUGAGUACAAGGAGUCAUUAUGAGUAUAAAGACAUUAGAAAAAUAAUUCCUGUGUACCCAAAGAUUAUUCCUCCUCCCCAAAGAUCCCACCAAUGUAAUUCAUUUGGGAAUGGCUUGAAAUACAAGUUAGACUUACAAAGUCAUAUUAGGAAUAAUGCAUCAGAGAGCAUUAAGAAGAUUGCUGAAUGUGGUAAAAUUUCUUCCUACAGUCUAACAGGAGAGAAAUUGUGGGAUCAUAAUCAACGUGGAAAAUUCCUCAGCCAUAAACAAGUACCUUAUCAAUAUCAGAAAAUUCAUACUGGGGAGAAAUCCUAUGACUUUGCUGAAUUUGGAAAGAUCUUCACUCAGAAGUCACAGGUCAAGGUACAUCUGAACAUUCAUACAGGAGAAAAGCUCUAUGUAUGUGUUGAAUGUGGGAAGGCUUUUGUACAGAAGCUAGAAUUCAUUACACAUCAAAAAACUCACACUAGAGAGAAGCCCUAUAAAUGCAACGAUUGUGGAAAGUCCUUUUUCCAAGUAUCUUCUCUUUUUAGACAUCAGCGAAUUCACACUGGAGAAAAACUCUAUGAAUGCAGUGAAUGUGGUAAAGGUUUCUCCUAUAACUCUGAUCUCAGUAUACAUCAGAAAAUUCAUACGGGAGAGAGACACCAUGAAUGCAGUGACUGUGGCAAAGCAUUCACACAAAAGUCCACACUCAAGAUGCACCAGAAAAUUCAUACGGGUGAGAGAUCCUACGUAUGUAUUGAAUGUGGACAGGCCUUCAUCCAGAAGACACACUUGGUAGCACACCGAAGAAUUCACACUGGAGAAAAGCCAUACAAAUGCAAUAACUGUGGGAAAUCCUUUAUUUCCAAAUCUCAACUCCAGGUACAUCAACGAAUUCAUACAAGAGUGAGGCCCUAUAUAUGUACUGAAUAUGGGAAGGUAUUCAGUAAUGCUUCCAACCUCAGUACACACAAGAAAGUUCAGAUUAGAGAGAAAUCUUCCAUAUGUACUGAAUGUGGAAAGGCCUUUACCUACAGGUCAGAGUUAAUUAUACAUCAGAGAAUUCACACUGGAGAGAAACCUUAUGAGUGCAGUGACUGUGGAAAAGCCUUCACUCAGAAGUCAGCACUCACAGUGCACCAGAGGAUCCAUACAGGAGAAAAAUCAUAUGUGUGUGUAAAGUGUGGGCUAGCCUUCAUCCAAAAGGCACACUUGAUUGCACAUCAAAUAAUUCAUACUGGAGAGAAACCUUAUAAAUGUGCUCACUGUGGAAAAUUUUUUACCUCCAAGUCACAACUCCAUGUGCAUAAACGAAUUCACACAGGAGAAAAGCCCUAUAUUUGCAAUAAAUGUGGGAAGGCAUUUACCAACAGAUCAAAUCUCAUCACACAUCAGAAAACUCAUACAGGAGAAAAAUCCUAUAUAUGCUCUAAAUGUGGAAAGGCCUUCACUCAGAGGUCAGACUUGAUUACACAUCAGAGAAUUCAUACUGGAGAGAAACCUUACAAAUGCAGUAUCUGUGGGAAAGCCUUCACCCAGAAGUCACACCUCAAUAUACACCAGAAAAUUCAUACUGGAGAGAGACAGUAUGAAUGUCAUGAAUGUGGGAAAGCCUUCAACCAGAAAUCAAUACUCAUUGUACAUCAGAAAAUUCAUACAGGAGAAAAACCCUAUGUAUGCACUGACUGUGGAAGAGCCUUCAUCCGAAAGUCAAAUUUCAUUACACAUCAAAGAAUUCAUACUGGAGAGAAACCUUACGAAUGCAGUGAUUGUGGGAAAUCCUUUACCUCCAAGUCUCAGCUCCUAGUACAUCAGCCAAUUCACACAGGUGAGAAACCCUAUGUGUGUGCGGAGUGUGGAAAGGCUUUCAGUGGCAGGUCAAACCUCAGUAAACACCAAAAAACUCAUACUGGAGAGAAGCCUUACAUCUGUUCUGAGUGUGGGAAGACCUUCAGACAAAAGUCAGAGUUGAUAACACAUCAUAGAAUUCACACUGGGGAGAAGCCUUAUGAAUGCAGGGAUUGUGGGAAAUCUUUCACGAAGAAAUCACAGCUCCAAGUGCAUCAGCGAAUUCAUACAGGAGAGAAGCCUUAUGUGUGUGCUGAGUGUGGGAAGGCCUUCACUGACAGAUCAAAUUUGAAUAAGCACCAAACAACACACACUGGAGACAAACCCUAUAAGUGUGCAGUCUGUGGGAAAGGCUUUGUUCAGAAAUCAGUGCUCAGUGUGCAUCAGAGCAUUCACACUUAAAAGCAACAGUGUGAGGAAAUACUGAGGACAUGUCUCAUUGUGAAUUAUUGAAUCCACACAACAGCACAAUAUGUAUAGUCUUGUAAGUAGAAAUGCCCACAUCAGAAUGUCACACAUUACUGUUCAGAAGAGGAUCUCUGAAAAGACACAAGUGGGGUGGGGACUUUUUACAUUGUCAUCAGCAUCAAUAACCCCUGGGGGCAUACAUGCUGAGAAGAAACUGAGUCAAUUUGAUGCAUUAGAAGAAGGCUUUUUGUGAAAAAUACGAUGGAAUGCUGUUACUAAAUUCAUCAUAGGAAAGGUUAAGUCAUGUUAAUGAGAACCCUGUUGGUGUAAUAGAUACAGUACCAGCAAACUGAAUGGUAGAACUACAUUAUAUGAGCAAUAGU